UCCUCCCCACCACCUUCACUGCCACCACCACCAUCACUACCACUAUUAAAACACCAGUACCUUUAUGGCCGCACUCACUCAGCAUCACCACCACCACCACCACCACCACCAGAUACUCCUUUCUCUUCCUCCCGCCUCCCCCUGACCUCGAUGGCGGGCAGAGGGAGUCGCAACAAGUCUGGAGAAAAGGAAUCGAACACCGGGUAGAUAAGCCCUUGUCAUGCCAGGCGGGCCAGGGUGACGUGAGCCUCCAUAGUAAUCGGCAAACAUACGCCUUCCUGGUCAUGCUUAACACACAUAUCCUCCCAGGUUGGCUACGACGGCGCGCUAGUGUCCAGAAGUGUUCCUGUCAGAGCUGGAUGUACUGGUUGUGCUGCCGAGUGAGCGUGUGACAUCUCUCGUGAUUGAGAGCAUGAUAGUAUUAAACAAAAGCUUAAAAAAAACAACGCUAAAGAUUAUCAGAGUGUAGAAUGAGAGACAAGUGUGAAUUUCUUUAUUUCAGUAAGUUAAUGAUUGUGACUCGUGCAAAUACUGGCCGACACAGACAUUCAAAAUAACUGGAAAUUGAAUUAGAAUAUUCACGUCCAAGGUUGUUGCUAGGAGUGAGUGCAGUGAAAAGUGUAGCAAAGAUUCUGAGGUUUGGACCUUCCCUUACCAGAGUGCCCGGUUUUCCGUCACGGACAUGCCAAUGCUGCAAUCUUGUCCUUGGUGAACUAGAACCAGUUCUAUAUUUGACCUUUUUCCCCUUCGGCUGGCAGAGCGACUGCUGUAUGAGGACUGCGUGUUGGCAUUUGAGUAUUGCGAGAGGCAGGCUCGUGUACAGGGCAGAGGAGAAAGUGCGGGUCCUCGGAGAACGUCGGCCGCUGGAUCGGCCGCCGGACAACUCAAGCAGUGGUGUAAAGAUCAGUAGGGCAACGCUUCCCUCAGUUUUAUGCAACAAACGAGUCGCCACCACUGUUAAGGCGGCGGCCGGCGGGGCGUCCUGCUGCUCCUGCCGCUGGUCGUGAAUAUAUGUGUGUCGUGAUUCUUCACUGAGAGAGACGACCUGGGUGCUCACGGUCGAGUGUUAAGAAAUCGUGAGAAACAGGAAGACGUGAAUCGUGUGUCUGAGUGCAAAAUACAAAAGCAAUGACAGGUGAAGCUCUAGGAAAAGUUCACCGUUUCAAUUGCGAGUGAAAGGAAGGGCGAGUGGCGGGCGCCGGUCAGGUGUGUGACUGUGUGUGGUGUUGCUGGGUAUUGCUGUGAGUUACUAUUGAAAAAUACUAUAUGAAAGUAAUAAAUUGACAGAGAAAGUGGCAUAAAAGUGCAGUUUACGAUAUAUCUGGAAAAAGGCAAAAUUCAUGGAAAUUUGCUCCAGAUACGAUUCGCAUCAUGUGUCAGUGAAAAAAACCCAACAGGUAGUUGUGCGUGUGUAUGGUGACAGGAUGGGAAAGUGGCAUGCGUGAAAAGAGUGAAGACAGGCAUAACUAAGCGCAAUGGCACUGCAGUGGCGGGAGACCAGCUUCCUUCCCACUCACUCGGCCUCCAGGGUGCGAGUCCCCAUAGACUUCGAAAUCGAAGAACCAGAGGAGGAACUUGACUUUAUCCUUGAGGUCGAGACAGCGAUUGAACCAACAAGGGUAGAAAUUUCUGAAGGAUCCUCUAGCACUGACAACGAAGAUGAAGCACAGAUCACCGUGCUCGAGGUCAGACCAGACACAGGAGCUGGCGCGGCGAAGGAGGCCACACCGGUGACUCUGGAACAGCUGCAAAACGAGAUCCACAUGAUGCAGAAUGAGGCAAGGGCGCUGCGUGACCUUAUAUCUAACAGUGAGAGCUCCGCAGGCGAGGUGGUGCAGGAUGCCGCGGAGUCGUGGCAGCAAAGGGAUGUAUUUGAGAGCGUGAGAAGGAGGGCUGAAGCAGGGAUGAUCGCUGUCGAUGUCACUUCCAACACCAGUCAAGUUGUCUUCCACCGCCAGUACACCGAGCAGGUCGUCACACACCAACGCUCUCCUUCCAAACAACAAAGACGAUCCCAUGGUAACAACAGCAGCCACAGCAGUUACAGCGGCUCCUCCCCAGAGUCUCCACGCCUUAGAGAGUUAAGACCUGUGACACACCAAACUGCUGUGGGGAGAACGACAGCGGAAACACAUAAAGACAACGAGAUUGUAGAAGGAGCGAGUAAAGACGACAACACAUUAAACCUCCCUUCUAUAACGAACCAAGUGCCAGGCGAGGUGGUAAGAACGGAACCUGACGCAGAGGAAGGAGAUGGAGACGAUUCAUACGCGGAGACACAAACUACAGAGCAACCACUUCCUGUAGAACCAGCUGAAGAAGACUCAGCGACAGAUGAUUCACUUAUGGAGGGCAGAGUCAUGAAUGAACCAAUUAGAGGACCCAGAGUCGUACAUGAGCUACGGAAACAAGACAGUGUUACUGACCAACCGAUCAGGAUGGACAGCGCCAAAUAUGAAGUAAUUAACCAAAAUACAAUCAUAAAUGAGCCAAACAGAGAAGACGCAGCUUUAGAAAACACAACAAGGAGACAAUCAACACAAGGAGAAGCAAACAGACUUGUUGCAGACUUCUUAUCGCCGGAGGAACCAGAUGACACGGACGCAAAUAAUGGCCGCAGGUCUCGCAGCUCGUAUCACAACAUGGUGGAGGAAAUGGGCAUUUCCUCCUCCGAAGACAACCUCUCCGAUGAAUGGAAUGAAGAAGAUUUCGCUGAUGAAGUUAAUAACAGGAGCACCAAUGACUCCCCGGGCAUCGGUGAAGCAACAGAAUUCACACACUUGACAGUGACAGAGACUGGUAGUGAUUUGGCGAUAGAAAAGCCAGAGGAGCAAGAGUCCUCUGAAAUAUCAGGAGAGAUGAAAGCUUCUGGAAUUGAAAUGGAACAAACAUCUCCUGAUGCGUCAGAAGGAGAAAUGAAAGCUGUUAAAGUGAAAAAGGAGCGAACGUCUCCUGAAGUACCGGAAAGAGAGAUGCAAACUUCUGAAGUGAAGGGGGAAGGAAGAGCGUCUCCUGAAGUACCAGAAAAAGAGAAGCAAACUUCUGAAAUCAAACAGGAGGGAACGUUUCCUGAAGUACCAGAAGGAGAGGUACAAACUUCUGAAGCAAAAAAGGAGGGAGAGUCUCCUGAAGUACUAGAACGAGAUAUGAAAGCUUCUGAAGUGAAAAAUGAGCGAAUGUCUACUGAAGUAUCAGAUGGAGAAGCAAAAGCUCCUGCAGUAAAAAAGGACAGCGUGUCUCUUGAGAUACCAGAAGUGAAGAUGAAAGCUUCUGGAGUGAAGAAGAAGAAGAAGAAGCAUAAGAGUUCCUUGGGUGUGGAGACAGUAGUGAAGCCUUAUCUGGAGACCAACCUUGACAAUCCUGUCUUGUUUUACCUGGAGAAGGAGGCCGAGUCUAAAUCUUCAGCAAAGUCUGAGUCGUCUGGGGAAGGAAGUGACAAAACCUCAGAACUGGAUAUCCUUAAAAGUGACACCGAGAAAGAGCAACAAGUUGAAGAAACAGCUAACUUAACACUUGAAAACGUAAAACAACACGAAUUACAAACAACACUCGAGCACAUCACUAAAGAAAGGAAACCUGAACCUUUAUAUGAAUUCAAGCAAGAGGCACCAACAGAAGUGGACAACCAAGAAGUGUUAUCUGACCUUCCACCUAAUCUUGUAGGCCAGAGUGAGUCCAAAAUCAUUCCUCAGUCAGAAGAGCAGUCCCACAUUGCAGCCUCGAACACCACCACGCCCCCAGCGGCUGGUGAAGAUCCUGGUAUGGAGUCAACACAGAAAACAAAGCGUCGAGGAAAAUCAUGGAGUAGGAAACGGCCCACUCAGAAGCCGCCACUACCACCUUCCAGACCAGCCUCUCUCACACCGAAUUUGGGGUUGCCUUCUUUCAAUAUAGAUUCAUCUACAGAAGAGCGGUCACCAUGUCAUACAAGAUCACUUUCAUACACUGGGUCAUCCUCUCCACAUCCUGAGACGCCCCCAAGGUCACUGAAUUCAUCCUUGACUUCCUUAGAGUCGGAGUCCGCAGCAACAGAGGACGCAGUACAGCUGAGAGAGAGACCGAGCACAGAUGAUCCAACUCUAGAGGGACUUAAGCGGGUCUCUGCUGUGUAUGAAGAGCUGGAGAUGAUACCUAUUCCACAAGUUCCUCCACCGCCUCCAAAAGACAAGGCGUUACUGAAGCCUGAAUCACCAACAUCCAACUUAGAAAUCGAGGCCUCUGUCUCGGCGUCUCCCGAGGUCACUCAAACACAACAUAUAGUAUGCCUCCCGAACACAUCUGAGGAGCCCGUAAAAGAAUUCCCUCAGAUCCUCUCGAUUGCAUCGCCCUCAGUUAGUCUAGAAAGCACAAGUGGGCCAGUUUCUGACUCUAAUUUGACAGAAGCUCAGAAUGAGGCUUCAACUGAAGGCUCUAAAUUGACCCCCUCCAGGAAUCACGCUUCAGAAGAGUCUAUGCCAUCUUCUCUGGAGCACUUUGUAACUACUGAAGACUCUUUGUCGCCACCACCAGCAGUAGUGAAUGAGCCGGACUCCUCAAGUGUUGCAUUUACACCUCAGAAACAGGGAUCUAAUCCAUCAGUAGAUUCAGACUCACUUAUGAUGGAAUCCCUGGAGACUCCCUCGCCAAUUCUCAGUGAGUCACCAAGUGUUAUUUUACCUAAUUUGGAAAAAACAGACAUUCCAGAGAUACCUCCACCGCCCCCUAGACGUCCUCCUCCAACUGUAGUCUCCCAAACUUUACCAUCCCCAUCUGCAGAGGUUCCCUCAGCUCAGAAAGACGAAGAUGCUUCAGCACAACCAGUUUCAAUGCCUCUGGCGCAGAUGCUAUUUGAUUUGGAGAAGAUGGAGAUACCAGGCGUGCCCCCCCCACCACCCCGCCAUCCUCCACCACCUCCCCCUCCGACAAAGAGCAGGGUAUUGUCAACAGCCGAAAUUACUGAUCAAGAAAAUGCAGAAGCCUCCCUCCCUGUUUCAGAGAUAUGUUCUUUGCCAGCAAAUGAAAACUCUUCACAGCCUCUAAAAGAUUCAAGUGAUGAAUCAUCACACGACUCUGAAGCACACAGCACCAGCGCACUCCUGCAAGGCUCUGCCGAGACUCCUGAAAAGAUCUUUGAGAAACUGAAGAAGAUAGAGAUCCCUGAAGUACCUCCACCACCCCCAAUACAACCUCCACCACUCAUUACGUCACAAACUUCUCCACCACAACUCUGUGGAUCUUCAAGCAUUCUUGAAGAUGAUUCUCCAACAGAGUUAAAAGCAACACCAGCUGAUAAGUACCCCUCUCACACCUCUAGAGCGUUGCAAGAGGAAGAAGCUGAGGCCUUAUCACCAGACCUGCUGAGGAAACUAGAGGAGAUAGAGAUUCCUGAAGUACCGCCUCCACCCCCGCGCCAGCCUCCUCCAGCUACUUCAGGUGUUAUGGAAACGCUUCCAAUACAGAUGCAGGAAAUGUCUUCUGAUAAAAUUUUAGAAACUAUGCAGCCACAAAAGUUAAACGUCAAUGAAAGCCCCGGCUCUCAGUCCCCUCCAGGACAGACAACAGAGACAGCACAGCCACAGUCCUCGAAAAGUUGCGAUACUCUGCCACCCGACCAGAAGAGUCCCGAGGUACCCCCCAAUGCUCUCCCAAUGACCCUUCCUCAAGUGACUUCCUUGCAACGGCUGAAGGAGCUGGAAGGGAUGGAGAUUCCUGAAGUACCUCCCCCACCUCCUCGUCAACCACCACCUCAAAUGCCAGAUGUACCCCACACCCCACAGCCCUCAGAAGCUCUUUCAAUAUGCUGUUUCCAGCACUCACCACCAGGGAUGCGAGAGGCUACUCCAUCUACUUCCCCUGAUGUUUACCAUAGUGGUGGUUUUGAUCUUGUGCAAAAGCUGCUGGAGAGCACAGAAACACCAGAUAAUCUUUCCAUGUCAUCUGAAGCUUCAGAAUCUUCAGCUAGGGGUGCGAAUCUUGACGCCUCUUCAGCAAAGAUGGAAAAGCCUCUCCCUCUCUCACCUAUUCAUGGAGCUCUACCGUGCAUGGCAGAAAUCUCUCCAUCAAAUCUGAUCGAAGAUCUAGAAAGAAUUGAAAUUCCAGAAGUGCCCCCACCUCCACCACGACGGCCUCCACCCCCUCCUCCACGACAGUCUUCCCUCUCUCAACAGCCACUGCCAUCCCCUCGAUUCUCGAAGUCAGAUGCACAAUUCCCUCAAAAGCAGAUGUCAGGAUUGGCCUCAUCAUGUAUCAAUAAUGAGUCUCCAGUGUCACAUGAAUCUUUCCCAGUUCAAAUACCUGCUGCUUCUCCAGUAAUACCCCUUGAAACAUCUACAGCAGAAGAUUCGAAUACAGCAAGCUUAUCGAUGUCAACGUCCCAGUUUCCACUGCAGCAAAUGCAAGCUGCUCCUAACUACGGCAAUGACUCCCCUACAACACAACCACCAAAAAUGCCUUUAACACAGCUUCCAGAACUUCCGAACAGCGAUAUUCUCCUUACUUCAAGCCCAGGCAUUCUAUCCUCAAGUGUUCUUGCUCAACAAGUGCCCGAUGCUUAUUUAGCACAAGUAUUUGAAAAUUCUCGUGCACGGCUUCCAUCAGGAAUGGAAGAGAUUGCGGAAGAACCAGCUCAAGAUCUGCAUUUGUCAUAUGCCAGACUCCAUGAACAAUUUUUGCCUUCUGAAGAGGAGACAACUUCAUCGUCAGGAGACUCUUCUUCGUCUGAGGAGGAGCAUUCUUUAUCAGAGGAUGAGGGAGAGGUUUCGUCAUCAUCUUCACAGGAUGAGGAAUCGUCAUCAGCAUCCGAAGAGGAUGUUCCAUCCGUAUCAGAACCACAAGUUUCUCUAAUACCAGAAAUUCAGAUUUCAUUUGCACCGGAAAAUCAGCUCACAUCAGACGAAGAACAGGAGGCUCCACUUAUAGCAGAAGAAACUUCUUUUCCACCAGAACAGCCGACAUCUUCCAUGCUUGAAAGUAUGGAUUCAUCCUCAUCAGAAGAGGUAGUUGCCUCCCUGCCUGAAGAGACGGUUUCCUCUGUGCCUGAAUACACGGUUUUCUCUGUGCCUGAAGACACAGUUGCCUCUGUGCCUGAAAAGACGGUUGCCUCUACGCCUGAAGAGACUGUUGCAUCUGUACCUGAGAAGACGGUUGCCUUUGUGCCUGAGAAGACGGCCGCCUCUCUGCCUGAAGAGACGGUUGCCUCUGUGUCUGAAAAGAUGGUUGCAUCUGUGUCUGAGAAGACGGUUGCCUCUGUGCCUGAAGAGACGGUUGCCUCUGUGUCCGAAAAGAUGGUUGCAUCUGCUCCUGAAGAGAUGGUUGUAUCUGUGCCUGAAGAGACGGUUGCCUCUGUGCCUGAAGAGACGGUUACCUCUGUGCCUGAAGAGACGGUUGCCUCUGUGUCUGAAAAGACGGUUACCUCUGUGCCUGAAGAGACGGUUGCCUCUGUGCCUGAAGAGACGGUUGCCUCUGUGCCUGAAGAGACGGUUACCUCUGUGCCUAAAGAGACGGUUGCCUCUGUGCCUGAAGAGACGGUUGCCUCUGUGCCCGAGAAGGAAGUUGCCUCUCUGCCUGAGAAGAAGGUUGCCUCUGUUCCUGAGAAGAAGGUUGUCUCUGUGCCUGAGAAGACGGUUGCCUCUGUGCCCGAGAAGACGGUUGCCUCUGUACCCGAGAAGACGGUUGCCUCUCUGCCUGAGAAGAAGGUUGCCUCUGUUCCUGAGAAGAAGGUUGUCUCUGUGCCCGAGAAGACGGUUGCCUCUGUGCCCGAGAAGACGGUUGCCUCUGUGCCCGAGAAGACGGUUGCCUCUGUGCCCGAGAAGACGGUUGCCUCUGUGCCCGAGAAGACGGUUGCCUCUGUGCCUGAGAAAACGGUUGCCUCUCUGCCUGAGAAGACGGUUGCCUCUCUGCCUGAGAAGAAGGUUGCCUCUGUGCCUGAGAAGGAGGUUGUCUCUCUGCCUGAGAAGAAGGUUGCCUCUGUGCCUGAGAAGAAGGUUACCUCUGUGCCUGAGAAGAAGGUUGCCUCUGUGCCCGAGAAGGAAGUUGCCUCUGUGCCUGAGAAGACGGUUGCCUCUGUGCCCGAGAAGGAAGUUGCCUCUGUGCCUGAGAAGACGGUUACCUCUCUGCCUGAGAAGAAGGUUGCCUCUGUGCCCGAGAAGACGGUUGCCUCUGUGCUCGAGAAGACGGUUGCCUCUGUGCUCGAGAAGACGGUUGCCUCUGUGCCUGAGAAGACGGUUGCCUCUGUGCCCGAGAAGGAAGUUGCCUCUGUGCCUGAGAAGACGGUUACCUCUGUGCCUGAGAAGAAGGUUGCCUCUGUGCCUGAGGAGGUUUCCUCUGUGCCUGAGAAGGAGGUUUCCUCUGUACCCGAGAAGGAAGUUGCCUCUUUGCCUGAGAAGGAGGUUGCCUCUGUGCCUGAGAAGAUGGUUACCUCUGUGCCUGACAAGACGGUUGCCUCUGUGCCCGAGAAGGAAGUUGCCUCUUUGCCUGAGAAGGAGAUUGCCUCUGUGCCCGAGAAGACAGCUCCUUCAUUGACCCAGGUUACUACCUCUGUGUCUGGGAAGAAUAAUGGUAACCUGCCUGAAGAGGCGGAUUCCUCCAUGCCUGAGAAGGUAGUAGCUUCCUCUUUACGAGAACAUACUUCUUUUUCGAGAGAGGAAUCGAUUUCCUCUUCACCAGAGGAGAAAGUUUCCUUCCUACCUGAAAAAAACCCUGCUAUUCCAGAGAUUACAAUUUCCUUUGCACCAGAAACAGAGUUUUCCUACGUGUCUGAGGAGGAGCAAGAAAUUUUUUCUGCACCAGAAAAGGUUCCAUCACUAAUAGAGCAAGAUGCUUCCCCUGCAACAGAAAAUAUUUCCUCUGAAUCAAAAGCAGAGCAGGUUUCAUCAGUAUUACAUCACAGUGCUUCCACACAAGCUAAAAUUUUGGAAACCACUCAGGAAGAUUCCUUAUCAGAUUCUUCGCCUUCAAACGAUUCUGUCGCACAGGUGAAAGAAACGUUGGUGUAUAGCCCACCCAAAUGCCUGCAAGAUACUGCUUCUACGGAAGCACAGAUGGUGGAAGACCCCUUAACUUUAGGUGACAUCAUCUCUCCCUCUCCUGAAACAACGUCCCCAAUGAUCCCAAAAGAACCUUCUUCAUUACAAGGAACACCUCACACAACCUCAAAGGAAUCUUCUCCAUCACAAGCAACAUCCCACACGACACCUGAAGAACCUUUUGCAUUACAAGCAACAUCUCAUACGACCGGGAAAGUAACUUCCCCAUUACAAGCAACACCCAGCACAACUCCUCCAAUGCAAGUAACACCGAAGACAACCCAAAUAAAACCUUCUGUCCCACAAGCAAAACCUAACGUGACCCAAACCAAACCUCCUCAAUCACAAGUGAAACCCAACACGACCCAAACAAAACCACCAUCACAAGUUACACCUUACACAACACAAACAAAACCUCCUCUUCCACAAACAAAACCCAACACAACCCAAACAAAACCAACUCUCCCACAAACAAAACCCAACAUAAUUCAGACAAAACCUCUACAACAAGCUACACCUUACACAACACAAACAAAACCCCCUCUUCCACAAACAAAACCCAACACAACACAAACAAAACACCCUCUCGCACAAACAAAAGCCAACACAACCGAAACGAAGCCUCAACAACAAGUAACACCCAAUACAACACAAACAAAACCUCCUCUCCCACUGACAAAACCCAACACAACUCAAACAAAGCCUCCACCACAAGCAACAACGCAUACAAUCUCAAAAGAACCCCUUCCAACACAAGCAGCUUGCAUUACAACUCAAACAAAACCUUUUCCAUGGCUAGCAACGUCCUCCACGACCUUAAAAGAAUCUUCUCCACCUCAGCCAUCCGAGGCGACGCACGUACCACCUGGUGUCCCUCUAAUAAUGCAACAGGGCGGACCCUCAGCAGACUCCUUCCCCAAGUCCACGACAGUCAAAGUAAUGAACAUACCGUUGGAGGAAGCAGCGACAGCCGCAGAAAAAGACGAGAAAAGGAAAGAGAAGAAGGAAAAAGAAGAGGAAGAGGAGAAGGAGGAGGACGAUGAAGGAAGGAAAAGAGCAAUAUCUCAGUCAUCCGAAGAAACAGAAGAGGAAUAUUUCACCCCGCCAAGUGAAAGCCCUCCUUACUCCCCUCGACAGGAGAAGAAGAAGCCAGCGUUUGGAGAGUUUAGUUUCGUGACCCCGGAAUGUCUCUAUCAUAGAGAAGGCGCUGGCCAGACGGUCGAGUUUGUCACUUGGGGACACGAACUGGAGGUGGUUCUGGAUCCGAGCCAGAGCCCACGAGACGAGGAAAAGCAGACAAGACAUUCUCAUUCUCCUCCUGACAUGGGAAAACGACAUUGCCGCCACGACGAAACCACAUUGCCGUCCACAAAGAGGAGGAGACUGAGCUGUGACGAUGACGAGGAUGAUUUGAAGAACAUCCUUGCAGUGUGCAGGGUCAGGUCAAGGUCAUCGUCGCCCUCAGGUCAUCGCGUCUCCCGAAUAACCCAGGCCAUCGGGGAGGCACUCGGUGGUGAAGAGACAGAAAAGUCAUAUGAAAUCCUGGUCAAAGUCUCAGUGAUGGCACCCUCUCAGUCCACGUCACCAGAAUCACGCAUCCGAAUUUCCGCUCAAAUGAGAAGCGAAAGUCCAACACCACCCACUGACCGCCCGCCCCGCCUGCCACACACGCCAUCUGAGUCUACUGCUGUGAAAGAGGAUCCAGAACGACACUCCGUAAGGCCUAAAGUGAAAAGGAAUGAAAAGGACGGACCUUUGAGCCCCAGUAACGCUGCAAGCCCGCCACUUUCUCCUCUCUCACGUGAGACCGGCCCAAAAACGUCCAAGGAAAAAAGUAAGAGAGAAAAGUCGAGAGAUAAAAGAAGCAGAAAACAAAAAGAAUUCGUAGACGACAGCAAGACAGCAGUGACCGGCCUAAAGGAGGGAGAGAAAGAGGAAAAGGAGGAGGAGGAGGAAAAUGAGGCGGCCAAGAGAGCCAUGAUGGAAUUCUGUGUGCACAACUUAUCGAGCGACACAGAUUCUGAUGCCUCCACCUCCUCCACCACCUCCUCCACCUCCUCCUCUGAUGACGACUGUGAAGAUGAUGGACGGUCCUACCAGGUGACAGCCCCAGGGGAGGUUGGUCUCGCCACAAUAGAGGAGGACGCGGAGGAGGACUCAGGCGCAGAGAGUUCAGGUCACUGGAUGUUCUCUGCAGACAACACUGACACGGACUCUGUGAUUCACGUCCCCGCUGCCCUCACGCCCGCCCCCGUGGAGCCCCCUCGCCGCCACCCACCAGAAGAUGGAGAGAGCACGGCCAGCGAUGAGACCCUUGUGGUAGAGGACGACGAGGAGGACGAGAAGGGCGUGUGUGGUGGGGACGGCGAGGGGCGGGGCGGGCGGCAGGAAGCGGGCGUGACGGUUGGUAAUAGUCUCGCCAGGACCCCCGCCACCACCCCGGCCGCCGGCGGUCAUUACGACUCUUCCGCCUCUGAGGAUGAACACGGCAGUCAAGGAACAGAGCGGCCGGCGGGCGGCAGUUCCCUGAGGGUGGUGCAUCGAAGGAGACGUAAGCCAGGCGACGGGAGGCCAGCGGGCACUGGGGCGUCCCUGCAACAAACUAACAUGCUCGGCCCUUCCCACGCUACCAGGAUUUUCGAGAAACAUGUUGAUGAUGUGUUUGACUUUGAAAGUCUGGAGAGUUGCGAGAGUGUGUCUGGCGGGAGCGAGGCCAGCUCUCCCGGACAUCCUGGGAGCCUCUCAGGGCUGGAGGAGCCUGACGCAGUGUUCAACAUGUCAGCCACGUCGCAGCCCUUUGCUGACUCCUCUCCUAUUGUGACGGAUGAAGCCGCGAGGAUUACCAUGACUGGAGUGUCACCUGAAGUAAGUGGUGAACUUGAAGACAAUGAGGGGAGCUCCGCCCCCUCCCUGUUACUCAGCGAGGAAGCCAGAACUCUCUCCCUGGCCUCCACUCCUAGCGGAACACCUGCAGGGGGACGCGGAGAGGAGAUUGAAGGUGACCUGAAUAACGUGAUCAGCAACUCUGACACGGACUUAGUGUUGCCCUCUACAAACAGCGAUGGUUCCCAGCCACCCGAGAGCUCCUCAGGCCCGCAGAGCAUGGACAUGUUUGGCCUGCCAGUGCGAUGGACGCCUGGACAUGAUCCCCGCCACGCAGCAAUUGACACAGCCACAACGACGAGAAACAACGACACAACAUAUAUCGAAGCUGAGAAAACUAGCGUGAUGCAAAUGAGGUCAGACAGUGAUACAGAAACUUUCGCUAAUACCACAGCACGUCCUAGUAAUUCUUCCAGCAGCCUUGUACACCAUUCGGAAGGACGGAGCUCUGACGCAGCUGCACCACGUGAAGCUGAUCUCUUACCACUACCAGAUGGUGCCCGAGCUGUCUCCAUUGAUGAUGUGCAGGUGGGGAGCGCGGUGGAGACGAUGGUGGCGUGCGAGGCCCAGCAACAGGAGGCGGUGAGUGCCGCAGCCUUCACUCCUUACACUACUGGUGAAAACAGUAGUGAAGCCCGUCACUGUCACUCGUCUCACGGCCCUGCGCACCACCACCACAUCAGUUUGGCGCCGCUUCCCCAACAGAGCGAAGGUGAGACACUUCUGCUCCCUCCGUCGUGUGCCGCGAACCAAGAUGUCAAUGAAGACACCAUGAGGGACGCCCUGCUGCCUCCCUUGCUGCAGGGGAACACGGCCACCAAGACGGCUGUGGGAGGUGUUAUCUAUGAACAGGUGACUCUUGAAGCACCUGAAAGCAAACCAGCUGACAUACAUUCCUCCAGGGAAGCCGGAUACAUCUCCUCCGGUCUUAAGUCUCAGCCGUCCCGUGCAAUAACUUGUGGGACUGACCUGCCAUCUGGAGAUAGUGACACAGACACCGAUAAUACAGACGGUGACUACGACGAGGAGGAUCACUUCGCGGCCGAACUCAGCCUCCGCAUCUCCAGCAUGCCUGCCGCCACAGCAACAAAAGUUAAGUCAUUCAGGAGUUCAGACAUUCUGAAUCUAAUUGGUCUUGAAAGAGGCGGGGCGGGGCCUCGAGAAGUUGGAGGGGUCUCGGAUGACGUCUCCCCGCCGGCCAGUCAGGCGGGCAGUUCACCCGAGGUGCCAGAUUCACUGAGGUCCAGUGAAGGCCCCAGUGCCACACGCUCCGUGGAGACGCUCAGUGAGGACAGUGGACUCGGGGACCGUGACGUGCGACUUACUCCUUCCUCGCCCCUCGCCCCCAUCUCUGAGGCCGCACCAAGCCAGGCUCCUGCCACUCCGUCCGACGCCCCUGUCAGUUCUCGCCCAAGACGUCAGGACGCCCGUCAAGCACGAAUCGCUCGGGCACGCUCCCUUGGUGACCUACGCAGCUACUCUGAUUCUGACAGUGAGGAGGAAGAAGGAGCCAUGUACAGGUGGCAGCCACACCCAGCCGCCCACCAGCUGAAUGAAGGUAUGAACGGCAGUUCUUCCAGCUACAGAACUCAGCAGCGUCCUUACAAACCCAGCUACACAAAUUAUCUCCUGCAGCAGCAACAACAACGGUGCGGGGCCGACGCAGCCUCCCGCCUCCCUCCUCGCCCACUUCCGUUCUCUGGCUCAGAGGGAAGCGAUGAGGAACUCAGGUCACGUUUCACGAACCACAGGGUCAUCUCCCCAGGACACUCAAAACCUCGUAGACAUAAAAGUUUCCACGAGGCGUCCAGGCAAGAUUCCACCUGCUGGCCCGCCGCAGAAGUAGGUAAAGGGAAUUGGGCGGCACCACACGGAGCACCGCGCCCUGGGAGGCGGCGCCCGCAGCCCAUCAGCGUGGAUCUGGCUGAGCAGUUCCUCAGUCAAGAGGGCCUGAAAUCUCCCCAACGUAAACAAACGGUCGAGAACCCUUACGGUGCGGCGGGUGAGGGUCGGGGAGAGGAAUGGAGGAUGCAGCAUCCGCCCUCUCUUCCGGGCACUGGAGGCGUGGCCUACCAGGCGGCCCGCGCCGCACCAGCCAAUCAGAAGCCACCUUGCGAGGCGAGUACCAACGGUGUGUGUGUGGGCUCUGUAGGGUCAGGGAGCGAGCAGUGUCCGCCAGCCUCUUCUCUGACGCCGGAGCUGACGGUGCUCCGCGCCUGGCCCGCCGCCCAGGCCGCCCCGUCACUCCUCGCCACGCCGUCCCGCCCGGCCCCCGCCCCGCCCUGCACCCGGCCCCCAGUCCCUGCUCCACUCCCUCACCAAUAUAGCUCCACGCCCGCCCAGUUGCCCAAUGAGUGCCAGCCUGUACACACGGGGCGGAGGAGCAGCAGCCCAACUCAUGACCCGCCCGGCACCACUGACAUUGAGUUGCGUGCCGCGAGUGAUCUUAACGAACAGUGCCUGCCGGGAGGGACUGGUGUCAGCCCCGCAACACCUGACGGAGUAACCACAGAGAUGGCAGAGGGGGCGAUGAGGGUGCACACCAAGACUUACGGUUCGCAUGGGGAGGUGGAGGUCUACCUCGCGAAAUGUGACAACGGGUGUCGUCCUCCUAACACCUCCCCGGUCCUCACUCCCAGGGGCGGUGCCGAGCACAGGCCAGGGUCGAGGGGUGUCACUUUCUCGCCUUCAGUGAAAGAAAUAAACUGGCGUGAGAGUUACUAUGAGGCCGAGCCAGAGGGUGAGGGCUCAGGGAGCGACGUGAGGAAGGUUUUGGUGGUGACGUCAGAGAGCCCAACCCCUCAGCGUGUGGACCUCACCCCCUCCCCGCCUCCUUCUCAUGCGCCCACGACCCAUUCACAGGAUGCAAACAACACACCUGAGAGCAGCCCCGCACCACCUGGUGGCCCCCCUCACGACAGUGAUAAAAGUAACGGCCGCGUGUCACAGGCGCCCGCCGGGUCUUCCUCUGACGCAGAGAUGGGAGAGGACAAGUCACCUAAGGUUCAGACACCACUGUGGCAGAGAUUCAAACUGCCUAAAAUUUCUUCACCAAAGUCCCCGCGGCCUAAGAUUCCUCCCAAGCCACAGUCGCUUUCCUCACGCUCAUCAGACACGGAAAGCUCCAAAAUGUCAAGCCCUGGCAUGGACAGCAGCUCCUCCACGCCGUCCUCGCCUGACAUCAAGACCAAGAAGGCGCCCUCUAGCCCGAGGUUCUUUUCGUGGGGCAGCAAGAGAGAAAAGAAAGUGCGGGUGCUUCCUCCCCGGCCUUUAGUCUCCCCUCCACCACCCCCGGCUCAAGUGAAUGCCGGGCAGAGGGGGGAGGUGACGGGGGUUCAGGGUGGGGUUAAAGGUGAACCGGAUCCUGCUACGGCAGUGUCUCCCGCGGCGCUGCCCCGCGAGGACAGUGCUGGUGUUUCAGACAACAGUAGUGAGCCUGUGAGGCAGGAAGCGCAACGUGUGUCAGCUCCCGCCCGCGAGGAGCGAGUGACCAGGUCUCCAGUGAGGCUCGUGAAUGCUGACAGGCCUCUCAUCGCCGAUAGUGAUGGCUUGAGUCACGGGUCGGGCAGGAGCCCAUUGACCUCGGCCACGUCUGGUGAAGACAGCUCAGACGCCGGCCAGCAGCACAGUCCUCGCUCUGCCCUGUCCAAGCCGCCGCUCCCUCCGCACCUGCAGCGUCCUAACCAGCAAGUGUUCCACAAGGCUCGGCUCCUCAGUGCCCGCCGUCAGUACUUCUCACAGGAGCGACAGGUGUCAGCUCCUGAGCGUUCCUCUCCGCCCAAGGAGCUCCCGCCUCCUCCCCCAGCACCCAAGCCACGUGAGGUAACGCAGCACAUCGUUGCUUCCCGAUAUAAUUCUACUUUUGACGCCUCCAACAAUCUGAAGGAGAGGUUUGAAAGGUUCUCUGCCAGUGCCCGAGCGGAACGUGAGCGACUUGCCCGGAGCACGCCUGACCUGAGUGUAAUCGAGGCGAGUGUGCGCCGGCAAGGGCCACGUAUUGAUCUCUGGAGCCAGAGUGAGCAGCAGCAGCAGCAGGCUGAGUCCCACCCCGCUAGUCCAGCCUCGGCCAGUGAUGGUGACGCAGCACGCCCCGAUCUCGCCCACCGCGGGGCCUCCAGCACCCACCAGAAGGCCAGGGCAGCUAUCCACGAGCGCUACAAGAACCGGGCGCAGCGCAUUCACGCUCGUGCCCGCAGUCAGAACUCGGGCGUAUUAGAGACCGACUUGGACACUGGAGCGUCUCGGGAAGUGCUCACGCUACGCGAGACCAACUUGGACGACCUGUACAGGGACUUGCAACACCUCCUGGAGAGUAUCCCGCCCGUCGGCGCCGCCCCUCCACAGGCAGACAAAGCCCGUGCUAAGUCUCUGCUGGACCUGGAGGCCACCGCCACCAUGGAGGCCCAGCUGGAUACCCCAGCUCGCCCACCCGAUACCCGUGCCAAGAGCAUGGAGUUCCUUCUCGACGACGGAAACAAGGCCUCCAUCCAGCCACCAGAGAACGAGCUGAUGAAGGGAUCGGAGAGGCAGCUGUCGGAGGCUGAGCUGCGUGUGCGUCGCUCCCUACAACGGCUGGACGUGCCUGAAUGGAUGAAGAACGCGCCGCCCCCUCAACAGGGCUUCCUUCUCCGCCGCCGGGACUACGGCUCCAGUAGCGCGCCUGCUGGUGGCUGGUCGGCGUACUCCUCCAAGACGGCGUCCAUGACCUCCUUGGGGUCGUCUCGCGCCGUCACCCCGAACACGCCCACCAAAGUGGUCAUCCCCACCCGCGUGGCCACCAGGGGCGUGGGAGGCGUCGGGGGCGUAACGUCCCCGGCUUCCAAUUGUUCAAUCUCCCCGUCGCCUAGUGACCGCAGCGGCUCCCUUUUCCAGUACCCCAUAUCACGGUGGUCCACGUCGCGGCUCAACUCGGGCACCACCACACCCACUGGGUCUGUCACCUCCUCCAGGACCACCGCCACCUACACUCGUCAGCCCUACCUCGGCUGGCGCUCGCAGACUUCCCUCGCCAACCUGGCGGGAUCACAGUCCUCCCUAACCAGCACGGGGUCCUAUCUCACCGCGGCGGACAGACUGGCUCUUGGCAUCACCGCCUACAGCCAGCGAUUCGUGAAGCCCACGCCCAGCACACAGGACAAGGAAAACUCCUCCUCAGAAGCCAACGCCGCGGCGCCCAAGCCCGAAAAUCCUGAACAGAACGACACCGGCAGCACAAACGGCAGCAUCAAGUUGCAGGUUCCCACCGACGUGGCUGACGUUCACUCCUCCAUCAAGGAAGUCACCUCGGCCAUCGUGCAUUACUGCAACGAGUCCACGCCCUCUCCACGAGCGUCGCCGAGAGGGUCUCCGCGCCCCGACGGUCGGGCGCCCUCCCCUCGGCGCCUUGUGUGGGUUGAGAGCUCUUUCGUUGGUUCUCGGCCGAUUACCUCGCCGGAGACGCCCACCAGCUCCACGCACGCCAUCACACCCACCUCACAGCUCAAUGGUCACGACCUGCCGGAGUCCGGUGAGGUCCCCUCCCGGCCGCCUCAGCCCCCGGAGGUGGUCAGUCUGGUGAACAGCCUAAGCAGCGCAUGCAGCAGCCUCAGGGAUAGCAGCAGAGACAGCACAGCAGCCAGCACCAACGAUAGCACUGCAGUCAUCGUGGACAGCAGCCUGGGCGGUGACAGCAGCCGAGCAGACAGUAGACACAGCUUCUCUGACAGUGGGCAGAGCACAGUUGACCGUAGUACAGUGGACAGCAGGCACAGCACGGCGGACACAGUGAACAGCGGGCUCAGUAGUCGGAACAUUGACAGUCUAAACAGCAGAAGCAGUGUGCUGAGCAGUAGAAGUAGCGGUGAGUGCAGCAGCAGAGGGAGCGUGGGCAGCAGCAGCAGGAGUAGCAGCAGUAGGGCAGGAGGCAGUAGGGACGAUAUUGAGGCCUCACCGGGCAGCGGAGAGGCGGACGACCUGGCCGGCCGCCCUUCUGUCGGCAUGUUCGAAGACGAUCUCCCAGUCUCGGUUUCUGCGUCGUCCACACUGGUGGUUCGACCUGCCCUUCAUCCCUCCGCGCCCCGCUCCUCUCCCGUUGUACUCUCCACCUUUCAAGGCACCAACAACGAGGUUUUCCAGUUCGGCGCCGCCACCCAUGAGGAGUCAAGGAGGUCCAGCGAGGCGUCGGGUGGAGUCACGGAAGGCAUGGGCAGGGAGAGGCACACGGUGGCUUACGGUGAGGCGGUGGGGUACGACGAGCUCUUCAAGUCUGAGGAGAGCGGUGAUGAACUCUUUACGGAUCACUACGGAACCACAGAACCCGAUCCUCACAACCUCGGGCCGGACAGCACCACCCUGGAGGACGUACUAGACUCCCUCCUGGCACUGCCCUCUGCCUCCAGGUCUCCAAGCCCCGUCUGCGGCCACCAUCCCUUGGGACGGCCCUUCAGCCACCCGGGCUAUACUAAGAGCCAUCAGGAGAAAGACAACACCCUCCCAUCGUCGCCUCAGAGCCUGGACUGUCCUCCAAAGCACCAAGACGACCACUAUGGCAGCCUCCGUAACCACAACCUUCCCACCGACUGCAAACCAGAUGGUUACCACAAGUCGUUCAGCUACAGCUCGAGCAGUGGCGAAAGCAGCUUCCAGCAGCAACAACAGCAGGCGGGGGCUCGUCCCCUCCUUCACCAGCAGCAUCCCCCGCCCCCGCCAGAGGGAUCCCCCGUGUCCUUCUUCCUGGCGCGGGACGAAGGUGAACCUCACAGUGAGCCGCCCACCACCACCACUACCACCACCACCACCACGCACACUCCCUCACGCGCCCGCACUGCGCAAGCGCAAUCGCACGUGCACGUGGACCCAAGCGGCAGGGCGCCCACAACACGGCGGCUGGACACACUGGAGGCGCAGGGCCCGGAGGGCACCUUCACUGCCCGCCAGGUGACGGAGGCCGACCCCAGCACGGGCGUCUUGCUGCACCAGUCUACUGCUGUAGUGACACACCCGCACUCGCACGCCUAUUCUGCCGCCCCCAUUCCCCCCGCCCACACCAACCUCUCACAGAAUGCUCACAUCUCCCCAACACACCACCCACGCCUCUCUUCUCCUACGAGUGACUCACUUACUAGUCACAGAAAUCUACUGUCGAGUUCCUCACACAACAUCGUUCCUCCCACGCCCCCGUCCUACACCACACCAACCACUGCUUCCCGUCACGUCAACACCACCUUUACUCACCCCACCCACUCACUCUCCUCUACUCUCCCCAACUGCGUUAUCACCGCCAGUCCUGUCCCUGUCAAUUCUCACCACACUACUCUCCCUCAGUCACACUCCCGCUCUGCUCCCUCUGACACCCGCCCCAGCCAUCCCCCGGCCUCCUCCCCACGGGCAGGGACUUCCCCGGGUCACACAACCCGCUCCAACCUCCACAAGGGGCACCAUCAGCCUCACGUUCCUGGCCACUUUGUUCCCGACAGCCAGGGCUCCGGCCAAGUCAAUCAGCUGGGCACCUCACCUCCCAAGCGGUCGUCGCAGGAAGUGGUUCCAGCGAGUCCGGCUGAUCCCUUGACAGAGGCUCUCAUGCUCAGCGGGGUGAUUGCGGCCGUUCCCUCCAUUGUUGAACGACAGCCGCCGCCACCACCACCAGCAGGGCCACGCGUCACCUUUCACCUGCCGCCUCGCCACAUGAACAUUCCGCCAGACUCCUCCUCUGAGAAUGGCAACGGCAACGAAAACGUAAGAGUCGACGCUGAUGACGAUUCCACCAGCUCGAACAUCGUGAAGUGCCGCAACCCCAGCUGCGGCCUGACGGCGGAGACAGACGAGGCCCGUAGCACCUUCAAGACGUGUCAUAAUUGUUCCACAUUCUACUGUUCUCGUGCAUGCCGCCGACAGCACUGGGAGCGACAUAAAAAGCAAUGUAAGAGGAUAAGUUCCCUGGCGGUAGCCAAGCAGGUAGUGGCACGAGUGAGGGAGGACGAGGCAGUGCUGGAGAGGGUCAGUGCUGUGGCCAGAAGGGGCAUCCGCGCCCUUGGCCGUGGCACCGUCAAAAUAUUCUUCCACGACAUCAGGGGCGCAGAGACUUUCGUAGGAGGCGGGGAGCUGCCAGAGACGCACUACAUGACCAUCCAGAAUCUGCUGCCUCAGGAGACGGGCCCAGAGGUAUACAAGCAAAUCACAGAGCUCUGUAAACACUAUAACGUGGAGUACAAGUUGGUGUUGUACGUCAGUAUUUGCAUCAUGAAUGAAAUCCCCACAGGCUCGUCACCCAAGUGGGAACGUGAAAUGGUGUCUCACUGCGCCAAACUACGGCUUGCCGGCGGCACAGGAGGAGGUGGCAGCGACACCUGGAGCCCACGUCCGGAGCGCCAUGUCAUCACGCGGGACAUGGACGAGCCGGAAACCAUGAUUCUGACGUCGGCGCCCAUCCCGGAGUCCAACACGUCCCCGCAGGCAGCGAGACACAUCGCCUUCAAUAACAUCGUGCGUCACCUCCGUGAGAAGGGCAUCAGCUUGCGCCACCAGUACCCCGACGUCCACAAGAAGCUGACGGCGUACGUGGAGCUGGGCGAGGUGUUCCCGCCGCUUACCAUCUAUCCGCGGGACGUCACCACGGGCUCCACCUUCAUGUGUAUCAUCAUGCCCGAGACAGAUCACGCCAAGCUGCAGCUCCUCAGCAACGACGCCUCCAAGGUCCGCACCAUCGACAUCUCCCGCCCCCACCCGCCCGCCUGACAUCCGAUCCCAUGACCCAAGCCUCCCCCCAAGCCAUAUCCAUCUCAAAGGGACACUUAAUACCGACCACUAGGAUGAGUGGACGCCACGGCACCUUCCUCUCGACCCCAAGUGUGCCCUGAGCCAGGCCUGUGAUAACCCCAGGUGUUGGUGGUAACGCUACAUAUCGGCCUUAGACAUGCAGCCCGGCCAGAGGUGAGCCAGGCGGGCCGGGGUCGCGUCCCUCACGUCCACCAGUCGGCCGUCAUUGCCCCUGCGGUCUAAGGUUACAGGAUACGUGUCUUCCUACGGUGUAUCUCCUUCACUGUCUCGUCAUAUCGAACCUCUUCCAUACAGGAUAAAUCACCAUACUCACUCCAGAGGAACACACUGGGAUCGGAUUCUUGAGCUACGGGCGAAAAGGACAGGUGGGGGCGGCGCGGCCAGCCUGGGGCCCCUCACUCUUCUGCCACGCGGGCGGGUGUGUGAAUCUUUGGUUAUUUCCUUAAUUUGCUUAGAGUACUGGUGACUGUAGAGUAUGUGUACCAAAUGCAUUAUUUUAGUAACUAGCGCAAAUGGUGACUGGCGCUGGUCAUGUGCAGGACACAAGCGCUGCUGAAUCAAACAAGAGAGGAUUCAUGCCUUGGGAAACCCGUUCGUUCUUUUGUUAGUAAUAUUGUUAAUGUUGUAUGUGUGCAUGAGAGAGAGAGAGAGAGAGUGAGAGAGAGAGAGAGAGAGAGAGAGAGAGAGAGAGAGAGAGAGAGAGAGAGAGAGAGAGAGAGAGAGAGAGAGAGAGAGAGAGAGAGAGAGAGAGAGAGAGAGAGAGACUGUGUUUGAUGACAUAUUUGUAAAAACUUUCAAUCAGUUUUCUCCAACUCUCAAGGUCUAGACGUUUUAAAGGUGCUGAAUAAGACCAGGCAAAAUAGUGUUAAAGUCUGUUACGAAACGUUUUAUCCUUUGAGCAUGUGAGAGACUCUGUGUGUGUGUGUGUGUGUGUGUGUGUGUGUGUGUGUAAAUAAUUUCGUAUACGUGUUUAUAUAAUCAGAGUGCAUAUACUAAAAACAUAUGCGCAUUCAUAUCAAUUUAUGUGUGUAGAAAUGAGCGUGUUUCCAUGCGCAGUAAAGCCCUCCUCCUCCCCAAAUUCCCCCAAAUCUUCCUCUCCGAAAUAAAGGGUGUUCAAAUCCUCCUCCCUCCCCAAUACCCUGUCCUACUCUACCUUCCCGUUUCCUCUCUUUCCCAACUUUAUCACCCUCAGAUUUUGGGGAUGUUUUCUGGGGAAGGUAAAGGGCAAAACUGAACCUCUAUCUUAGUUUUCGUUGUUCUUUUUGAAAGUUUAAACGAACAGAGAUCUAUAAAUGUGAUGGAUUUGUUGUCGUCUAUAUUUUCAUAGAAUCGAUAGGUAUAAUAAAAGAAAAAAAGAUACUAUAAAUACUAUAUAUAUAUGUAAAUGUGACUUUGCAUCAUCAUCGCUGUGUUGACUGAUAAAAUAAAUAAUAAAGUGCCUGAUACACAUCCCACAGAGCGCUCCGUGAGAUGAUAGACCGGAGCUGACGUGGGCCAGAAUAAGGAGACGGAGACACCUGUUCUUCCCCCUGUCUGGUGCACCUCAUCCUACCCCAUCUUUCUCCUAGUACUCCUCCUCCUUCUGCUCAUGAUACUUCUCUUCCUCUUCUUCCUAGUGCGCAACCUUCUCUCAUUACUGCGAGUUCAUUAUUAUAUUUUCAUCUCCUCUUCCUCUUCUUUUUUAAUAUUUCCCUCCCUUUCCAUUAUUCUUCUCGAAAAUCUCCUAAUGCUUAGUAUUCUCCAUUUCCUAGUCAUCCUCCUACUCAUCCCUCUAACCCUCCUCAGAAUUCUUUUCAUCCAUCUUUCUCGUUCUUACAAUUUUCCAUUUCUUUACAGUUCUCCUCGUUUCCUUCCUCUUUCACUUCACCUUUUACUUUCUCCUCAUGCAUGUUUUUCCUCAUCUUCAUCAUUUUCUAUAUUCUAUUCCUCCUUUCCUAGUUGUUUAAACUCUUCUACCACCUCCCAUUCCUCCUCAUCCCCUCAUCCUCAUCCCGUUAACAGAUUUAUCACAUCAUCGGCCUUAAGGUUCCCUGAUGAAACUUUCAGGUUCUCAGAUAUUAACUAGUAAAAGAAAAAAAAACAUAAUAAUAAUAGCGUCGUUCGUGUUCUCUCGUUACGAAGUGUACGUGUGUGCGUGUGUGUGUGUUGAGUGUUUCCAAGGACAAUCUCUUCCUUUUCGCUCCUCAUCAAGACCCCCACGUGAGGACCUAACAUGAGGAAUGAUCAGGUGUUACGUACAGACACCCUCGGGAUUCACUAAGAGAGGUAAUGAAGUCAGAUAUGUGAUAUGCCAAGCCAAUCCGCGGGGCUGGUAUCUCCUACUUGGUAUUCUUGGCCACUGUUGGGAAACUUCAUUUUACCAUUGUUUCCUCCGCUUAGUACAGCUUCCAAGGCCUGAAGGAGAAUGUGUGGGUUACAGGCGACGACUAAGACGGACACAAGAGCUCCUACGCUUAAUUCGCUCAUCACUAUUAGCUGCUCUUAUCACGUGAUCGGUUCAUUUAGCUUCUGCCUUCAGUCCUAAACUGGUGACACUGUGGACGUUUUUAAAUUUAAAAAGAAAACGAGAAAACAGUGGUGGACAGUGUAUCGUGUGUGCGUGCGUGUGUGACAAAAGGAAAAAAAUACUUAAAAAUAUAUGUAAAAACUCAGAGUUCAUUGUUUUCCAAGUGAUUAAGGUAAGGACAGGUGUGUGGCCGCUCAGGUAGAUACUUUGGAAUGUGGACAAGGUCAAGGUGAGGGUCACUAUGCAAAGGGGCGUGGGUGUGUCCGUGGGUGUGUUUUUUGUGGAGCGCCUGUAGAUUCCGAGGCGACAGAGGGUGUGGCAGCCCGACCCUAACACUUCCAAGCAACAUCAACAACAACAACAACAACAACAACAAUUACACCUAAAAGAGCACAAGAGUCGCCACUUUUUACCACACCAGUGGCCUCCAGCACUCAGGGUCAGGUCACAGCACCAGUCGGCUGCCGCACGCUCCGGAACCUUGGCAUUGGCUAGAAAAAGAACCAAUCACGACGCUCUCUCAACGAUUCAACAAAAGGAAAUUUCAGUAAAAAGUGUAACAAUAUAUCAUUUCCGCAUAUUUACAUCCAUCCUUGUGUUGUCAUCUUGAUCAAUAUUUCAACAUUUACGAAACUUUUUGUCACAUGCGACGUUAUCCUUUGGCUGCUAUUUCAUUCAUUACAUAUAUAGUAAUAAUAAUAAUAAUGAUAAUAAUAAUACUAUUAAUAAUGCUACCAAUAAUACUAAUACUAAUAAUGAUAUAGUAAUAAUAAAUAUAAAUAAUAAAAAAAUCCAUUCGUACGUCAAUACAUAUUAUGCAUACAUGAAUACAAACCUACAAGUUGAUGCCUUUACUCCCCCACUUGGACAAUAACAGGCUGAGCUCGACGCUACCCGGCUCAGGCCAACACUUCCUGUACCUUCAAUAAACAGAUAAAAACUGAAAAACCA
Molecule: messenger RNA, 24096 nt
Organism: Scylla paramamosain (green mud crab)
Lineage: Eukaryota; Metazoa; Arthropoda; Malacostraca; Decapoda; Portunidae
Product: mucin-17-like
Exons: 7
Coding region: 1476-20597 (6373 amino acids)
Biological process (GO): cell-cell junction organization
Cellular component (GO): apical junction complex; plasma membrane
Source: RefSeq, a predicted model, not a curated record